AUGACCGCCGCUGGACGCCUCAGCUUCACCGUGCGCAGGCUCCUGGAUUUACCCGAGCAGGACACACAGCACCUGCGGAGGCGGGAGCCCGAGCUGCGCGCCCCGGGUCCCGGUCCCCGUCCCUCCUGGCCGGACCCCGAGCGCGGCCCCUACGUGUCCUCGGACAAGAGCAGCCCAGAGGCCAGCCCGCCCGACUCCUCGCAGCGGCCGCCCGCUCAGCCCGCGUCUCCGAGCUCGGACGCCGAGAAGAGGAAGAAGCGGCGGGUGCUGUUCUCCAAGGCGCAGACGCUGGCGCUGGAGCGGCGCUUCCGGCAGCAGCGCUACCUGUCGGCGCCCGAGCGCGAGCAGCUGGCGCGCCUCCUGCGCCUCACGCCCACGCAGGUCAAAAUCUGGUUCCAGAACCAUCGCUACAAGCUGAAGCGCACGCGCGCGCCGGGGGCCGCGGAGUCGCCGGACUUGGCAGCCGCCGCGGAGCUGAGCGCCGCGCCCGGCCUGCUGCGCCGCGUGGUGGUGCCGGUGCUGGUGCGCGACGGGCGGUCGUGCGGCGGCGGCGGCGGCGGCGGCGGCGGCGGCGAGGUGGGCAUGGUCGCCCAGGACACAACCGGCGCGCCCCCAGCCGCCGCCUACCCUCUGCCCGGCUUUGCCGCCUUCGGGCCCGGCUCGGCGCUCGGCCUCGUCCCCGCCUACCAGCACUUAGCGCCCCCCGCCCUGGUCUCUUGGAACUGGUGA
Eptesicus fuscus (big brown bat) is the source of this 729-nucleotide messenger RNA. It is a transcript of the gene NKX2-8, whose product is annotated as NK2 homeobox 8. Gene Ontology annotation, biological process: cell differentiation; regulation of transcription by RNA polymerase II. Lineage: Eukaryota; Metazoa; Chordata; Mammalia; Chiroptera; Vespertilionidae. Gene Ontology annotation, molecular function: DNA-binding transcription factor activity, RNA polymerase II-specific; RNA polymerase II cis-regulatory region sequence-specific DNA binding. The coding region runs from base 1 to 729 and encodes 242 amino acids. The record is from RefSeq and is a predicted model, not a curated record. Gene Ontology annotation, cellular component: nucleus. The transcript has 2 exons.